AUGAUAUUUGGACUGGGUAGAUUGUUCUACGUCUUUCUACUACUCAUCAAUGCGGUUGCGGUCUUGAGCGAGGAGAGAUUUCUCAGAAGAAUUGGACUGGGAUCCAACUCCAAUCAAGCGCCGGUUUUCGGACAACAAGAGCACAGCACAAAGUCAAAAGUCAUUCAAUUGAUAAGUUCUAUUCAGACACUUCUCAGAAUACCCUUAAUUGGAAUAAACAUACUCGUUAUUGUUUAUGAGCUAUUGUUGGGUUAG
This is a messenger RNA of Lachancea dasiensis, 255 nucleotides long. The record is from the annotation of a GenBank genome assembly. Lineage: Eukaryota; Fungi; Ascomycota; Saccharomycetes; Saccharomycetales; Saccharomycetaceae.